UUCACAAUUAUUUAUCCAACUAAUUUUUAUCUUUUAGAACACGUCACACUACCAAAUGCUUUAUGUCCCGCCUCAAAUAAUAACGACUACAGUAACAACAACAUUAACCAAAACAACACCAGCUAUCACCAACUUCAGCGGCAAACUGUCACCAUCUCCAACAGCAGGAACAAAGGAAGGAAAUGUUACACAGACAGCAAAAGUAAAGGAAGUAAAGGACACCGAAGAAAAAACGGGCACUUCUUGGAUUUGGGUAAUUGUGAUUAUUGUUGUGUUGGUUGUGAUUGGCAUUGGAUUUACUAUUUGGUUUUGCAUCUCAAAAAAACAACAAAAGAACCGUAAAAAGCAGGCUGAGGAGUACAUAGGGAAUGUAAAACAAAGGUCAUCUGAAGACAAAUACGUCCUGGAGCUCUUCGACAAGAUGGAUGAAUACGACGCAUUUAUGUAUAAGAAAGUGCUCUUUAAGUUGUAUCUCCCGGAAUUGAAGAAGAAAGGUUUAGCUACAGUUGGUAAAUUCGAGGAUUGGAGAGACAAGAAUGGAUUUAGUAAGAAAGAAGAUGAAAAUCCUAAAAGAUUCAACUGGAGGAUAGAAGAAGAAAUUGAGUGUAGGGAAGAGAAAGGCUGAUAAGAAGUGAUGGGAGGGGGAGAUGUUCUGUGAAGUGUGUGGAUAAGAAUAAAUACUCGAAGUUGAGGAUUAUUUUGGAGAAAUAUAUAG
Molecule: messenger RNA, 715 nt
Organism: Meloidogyne enterolobii
Lineage: Eukaryota; Metazoa; Nematoda; Chromadorea; Rhabditida; Meloidogynidae
Source: the annotation of a GenBank genome assembly